GGCCGGGGGCGGCCCCAUGGGGCGGGAACGGGGGGCACCGCCUCAGCGCUCCGGCUAAGGAGACUCUGGGAUACAAUGUCAACCCUUCGGGUCCGAACAAAGAAAAAACCAGCACCUUUUGACCAGUCUCCAGACAAUCUGCCAUUGAGGAGUUCUGGGAGACAGGUGAAGAAAAAAGCCACAGAAGCAGCGGAUGACGACGACGACGCCUCGGAGAAGAAGUACAGGAAGUGUGAGAAGGCGGGGUGUACCGCAACGUGUCCUGUCUGCUUCGCCAGUGCGGCCGAAAGGUGUGCUAAAAAUGGCUACACCUCGCGGUGGUAUCACCUGUCCUGUGGGGAACACUUCUGCAACGAAUGCUUUGACCACUAUUAUCGAAGCCAUAAAGACGGUUACGAUAAAUACACUUCGUGGAAGAGGAUCUGGACUAGUAACGGCAAAAGCGAACCCAGCCCCAAAGCUUUCAUGGCCGACCAACAGCUUCCCUACUGGGUGCAGUGCACGAGACCCGAGUGCGGGAAGUGGCGCCAACUGACCAAGGAGAUCCAGCUGACCUCCCAGAUGGCCAGGUCGUACCGAUGCGGCACCAAACCGAACACGUCAGUCAAGAUAGAGGGGCCCGACCAGUGUUCCCUCCCGGAGGAUCUCCGCGUGGCCGAAGUGUCCGACCACUGGUGGUACUCCAUGCUCAUCCUCCCUCCUCUGCUGAAGGACAGCGUGGCGGCCCCCUUCCUCUCCGCCUACUACCCCGACUGCGUGGGCAUGAGCCCUUCCUGCACCAGUACCAACUGGCUGCUCGGCGAGGGCCACCCCGUCAAACUGGAGCACUGCAAGGCGGUCCCUAACGUGGUCGUUGCAGGGAUGAACCGGUACUUUCAGCCUUUCUACCAGCCCAACGAGUGCGGGAAAGCUCUCUGCGUACGGCCCGAUGUGAUGGAACUGGACGAGCUCUAUGAGUUCCCGGAAUACUCCCGCGACCCGACCCUCUAUCUGGCCCUGAGAAACCUCAUCCUCGCUCUGUGGUAUACAAACUGCAAGGAAGCCCUGACCCCACAGAAGUGCACUCACCACAUCAUCGUUCGAGGGCUGGUGCGCAUUCGCUGUGUGCAGGAGGUUGAAAGAAUACUCUAUUUUAUGACCAGAAAAGGGCUCAUCAAUACCGGGGUUCUGUCGGUCAGCCCCGACCAACAUCUCCUCCCCAAAGACUACCACAGUAAAUCCGUCAUCGUCGUCGGGGCUGGUCCCUCAGGAUUAGCGGCUGCUAGGCAACUGCAAAACUUCGGCAUUAAGGUCAUGGUCCUGGAAGCGAAAGACAGGAUUGGCGGCCGGGUGUGGGAUGAUAAAUCCUUCAUCGGGGUCACGGUGGGACGGGGGGCCCAGAUCGUCAACGGCUGCAUCAACAACCCGGUGGCGUUAAUGUGCGAGCAGCUCGGCAUCAAGAUGCACAAACUGGGGGAACGGUGCGAUUUGAUCCAGGAAGGGGGGCGGAUAACUGACCCCACUAUCGACAGGCGCAUGGACUUCCACUUCAACGCAAUCUUGGAUGUGGUGUCCGAGUGGAGGAAAGACAAGACUCAGUUUCAGGAUGUCCCUUUGGGAGAAAAGAUCCAGGAGAUCUACAAAGCUUUCAUUCAGGAGUCGGGCAUCCAGUUCAGUGAACUGGAGGAAAAGGUGCUUCAGUUUCAUCUCAGCAACCUGGAAUAUGCCUGUGGCAGCAACCUCUACCAGGUCUCCGCCCGCUCUUGGGACCACAACGAAUUCUUUGCCCAGUUCGCCGGAGACCACACACUCCUGACACCAGGGUAUUCUGCUAUUAUUGAUAAAUUGGCUGAAGGCCUGGACAUUACCCUUAAAUUUCCAGUCCGGACCGUCGACUACAGCGGGGAAGAAGUCCAGGUCACCACCACGGAAGGCACAGUUUGGACGGCGCAGAAGGUUCUGAUCACGGUGCCCCUGGCCCUGCUGCAGAAGGGGGCCAUCCAGUUCAACCCGCCGCUGCCGGAGCGGAAGGCCAAGGCCAUCAACAACUUGGGGGCGGGAGUCAUCGAGAAGAUUGCCCUGCAGUUUCCGUACCGAUUUUGGGACAGCAAGAUCCAGGGGGCUGAUUUUUUCGGGCACGUCCCCCCCAGUUCCAGCAAGCGCGGGCUGUUCGCCGUGUUCUACGACAUGGAUCCCCAGAGUCAGACGAGCGUGUUGAUGUCCGUGGUGAGCGGGGAGGCCGUGGCUGCCAUCAGGAACCUGGAUGACCAGCAGGUCCUGCAGGAGUGCAUGGCGACCCUCCGGGAGCUGUUCAAGGAGCAGGAAGUUCCCGAUCCCGUGAAGUUCUUCGUCACCCGCUGGAGCCAAGAUCCGUGGAUCCAGAUGGCCUACAGCUUUGUGAAGACCGGCGGGAGCGGGGAAGCUUACGACAUCCUCGCCGAGGACGUCCAAGGGACGGUCUUUUUCGCCGGCGAGGCUACCAACAGGCACUUUCCGCAGACCGUGACGGGAGCGUACUUGAGCGGCGUCCGAGAAGCCAGCAAGAUAGCGGCCUUUUGAACCGGAUUCCCUCCAUCCCACCUUCGUCUCCUCCUCCUGCUGGCACCUCCUCGGCCCCCUUCCCACUUAGAGCCCGGGCAUCCUCCUGGCUCUGCCCUGACACGACCUCGGGAGGGACUGCUGGCAUCCGGGCCCAGCCCCGCGCUUCUCCCCCACCUCCGCCUCUUUCCCCAAGACUCGGCUCUUGGGCCGCUUCCCGACAAAGGGAGUAAAAUCACUGAAAUGAGAGGAAGGGCAACGGCAGUCAGAGACUGCACGCAAUUGGGGACGUAAAUCCUCAGUUUCCCGCCGAGUCUUUUCACAUCGUCCGCCCCCCACAAGCCAGGCUGGUCCGCUCAGGCAAGCAGCCCCGCUCUUCAGAGCCAACGCAGAUCUUGGCUUCGGGAAGUCAAGCUGAAAACCCUCCGAACCCCCUCAUUUUCAGCUGCUUGGUCGGAGGGAGUGUACAUUUCACCUUAAGCCUUUUGUGGUUUAAAAGGGGGGAAAAAAAGGAAUUUUCAAUCUCCUUUGCAGCAUCCAAAGCACACGUUUCCCAAACCACUGGCUUGGCUUAGGAGGGGGAAUCGUCCCACUAAAACAGGGAGAGGCAAAGGCUGAGCCCGAGCCCCCCUGCCCACCCUCAGGGUCAGGGAUGGCUGGGGUCUGGGCGGAAAGUUCCUGGUUUGGAGCAGCCUGAAGACUUCUCCUCUGCUUUUGAACCAGGAUGGAGAUAGUGGGGACCAUUUUCAUCCUGACAGGUGGGAUGAAAACACACGUUUCUGAAAACACACAAUUCGGGAGGCCCACAGCCAGACCGAAAAUGCUCAAGUACGGCGAGGACUAGAGCGAAUAAGGGUCACAGAGGUGAUGGUGGUGAUGAUUUUUCAAUUAAAGGGUAUCAGAACUUUUCGAAGGAACUAAAGAUAGAACAGCUCAGAAUAUUCCACAGGCAGGGCCGGUGGAAAAGGGCAGAGGAAACGUGUAAGACUUUCCUGGUCAUUUUUACAGAUUUUUAAAACCCUGGGUUUGCUUUUCCCCUUCCUGGGACGUCUGGUUUAAUCUUAGGAAAUUGAGUCAAAACUGUUACGAUGAUUUGUUUCGAGGAUCUUUUUUUUUUUUUUAACUUCGUAACCUUCCAGAGUAGAAGAAUCAACUGUCAGGAACUCAGCAAUCUGAGUUAACGUUGACAAAGCGGGCCUUCGAAUUACCGUCCAUCUGCAGUCAGCCUCGGUUGAAAAAUGCAGUUGUGAUUCCUAGCGAGUUGACAGCUCUGUUGGACUAUGGAAAAAGACAUCGGUCAGUGUCAACCGUGACUCUGCUCUUAGGUUUUUUAAUUGACAAUGAAUUGCUUCUGGUUUGUUUGUUUUAUGAAAAUGAGUUGAAAACGAUGACAAAAGCAGGUUGCGGAAAACAGUCCAUUUUGUAAAUGGUUUUAACUAGGCUUUGACUUUAUCCCAGGAAAGGGGCAAAUGAGGUUGAACUGUCUCAGUUUCUUCUCCAAAGUUUAUGUAGAAAACUUAAGAAUAAUAUGUAGAAGAUAAAUCUAAAUGGGAAAUCACUGGUACCAAAUCAGAAUGUAUUCUACCUGAAGCUAUUUAGCAUUAAAAUGAAUGUUAGGGUGAGAAAUGCCAAGCAUUAUGUCAAUACUAAAAUAUAAUCCAUAAUAAAUUAUUAUUAUUUUGGUAUAAAGGCACUUAAAAAACUGCACAGUGGGGCAGUUCUGAUGUGGGGAAAACAUGCUUAGAGGGAGAUGUAGCACACGGCUACAAUUUAAAUAUCCAUAUAAGCUCCUAAAGGGCUAAGAACUGCCUGUGAGGCCCUCCUCAGCUAAGGAAAAAUACUAAGGUCCCUUAGCGUAAACCUCAGAGUUCAUUUUGAGCAUGUUUUUCUGUCCUGUCUGUAAAGACUUUUUGUAAAUAAGCAAGGGAUAUGCUUUUUUUAAAAAAAAAAAAGGAAAAUGGAAUAUUAUUGUUUGAAUGCACAGCAUGACCUGUUAAAUUGUAACUGUGAUCGUAAUAAGGAUGCAAAAUAAAACUGGAAAGA
Tachyglossus aculeatus (Australian echidna) is the source of this 4560-nucleotide messenger RNA. It is a transcript of the gene KDM1B, whose product is annotated as lysine demethylase 1B. Gene Ontology annotation, molecular function: zinc ion binding; oxidoreductase activity; protein binding. NCBI's taxonomy places the organism in Eukaryota, Metazoa, Chordata, Mammalia, Monotremata, Tachyglossidae. The record is from RefSeq and is a predicted model, not a curated record. The coding region runs from base 76 to 2538 and encodes 820 amino acids. The transcript has 21 exons.